This is a messenger RNA of Solea senegalensis (Senegalese sole), 1341 nucleotides long. RefSeq names its product histone H1.0-B. Gene Ontology annotation, cellular component: nucleosome; nucleus. The coding region runs from base 268 to 858 and encodes 196 amino acids. The transcript has a single exon. Lineage: Eukaryota; Metazoa; Chordata; Actinopteri; Pleuronectiformes; Soleidae. The record is from RefSeq and is a predicted model, not a curated record. Gene Ontology annotation, molecular function: nucleosomal DNA binding; double-stranded DNA binding; structural constituent of chromatin. Gene Ontology annotation, biological process: chromosome condensation; negative regulation of DNA recombination; nucleosome assembly.
CGCCUGUGGAAUAAGACACCUAAAGUGAUCCAGCGGCUUGACGCGGAACUUUGCGUGGAUGUUCAAAACAACCUUUAUUUGACUCGAGAGCAGAAAAAGGGAGACUUUGCCACAUUUUGAGGGAAAGUUUGAUUCCGUGGCGGUGUUUACGCUGUUUCUGUUUGUGGCGGCUCCGGCGCAGACUUCCAGCGGAUCCGGGUGAAAUUCACAUCUCCAGGACUUUCUUUUAUAUUUUGGUCAACUUUACUGAAUAAGAACUCAGUCAUUAUGGCAGAAACAUCGGCGGCUCCAGCCAAAGCCAAGCGGACACCGAAGACCAAGAAACCUGCGUCUCAUCCCAAAUACUCGGAGAUGAUUAAAGCAGCCAUCACCAACGACGCCAGCCGGACUGGUAUGUCCCGUCAGUCCAUCCAGAAGUACGUGCGGGCGAACUACGACGUGGGCGACAACGCCGACUCGCACAUUAAAACGGCGCUGAAGAAGCUGGCGGCGGCCGGGACCCUGAUCCACACCAAAGGCACCGGCGCGUCCGGAUCCUUCAGGAUCUCCAAACAAGACGACUCCAAAAAGUCCAAGACGGCUGCGUCCGCCAAGCCAAAGAAAGCAGCGAAGCCCGCCGCCAAGCCUGCCAAGAAGGUGGCCAAGCCCAAGAAGGUGCCCAAGACGCCGGAGAAGCCCAAGAAGGCGGCGAUAAAGAAGGUGAAGAAGGUGGCGAAGAAGGCGACGCCAGUCAAAGCCAAACGGUCUCCAGUCAAGAAAACCAAGGCAGCCAAGCCCAAGGCGAAGCCCGCAAAGAAAGCGGCCAAGCCCAAGAGAAAGUCACCGAAAAAGGCAGCGAAAACCGCAAAGAAGAAGUAAACAAAAAGGACAAUAAGAGACAGAACGAGAGAUGUAAAUAGUGAUGGAAAUGUUUUCGUAUAUGUAUUAUUUUUGUAAGGUCCCAUCCAAACUUUUUGCUGUUUUUACCAGUUUUCUCUCCAUUGCACUAAAGUUGCUCUAGAAACAAUUGUGAGCAUUUUUUAUUUGGCGUUAAUAAUAAGAAUGAUUUCUGUCUGAUCCUUUGAUUUACAUAUUAAUCCUAAGGGAGGAAAAACAAACAAACAUGUAUAUAGUUGAGAGUAGAUGCAUGGGGUCACACCGGUGUGCAGAAAUGAGUCUGUACAAUGUUAGACUGUAGGAGGUGGACGUCAGCACGGCUCUGUGGUUGUUACUCAAACUCCAGUCUGUGAAUGUUCUUAUGUUCUAACGACUCAUCAUCAUCAUCAUCAUCACAUCCCACUGUGUCCAGUCUCCCUUUUUCAAGACUGUUUAUACUGCAGCUCAAUAAACACUUGCCAUUUU